AUGCUAGGGUCUCUGGGGCUUUGGGCAUUGUUUCCCACAGCUGUGCAAGCACCCCCAAACAGGCGGACCUGUGUGUUCUUUGAGGCCCCCGGAGUGCAGGGAAGCACAAAGACACUGGGGGAACUGCUAGGUGCAGGACCAGGGCCCCCCAGGGUUAUCCGCUGCCUCUACAGCCACUGCUGCUUUGGGAUCUGGAACCUAACCCAAGACCGGGCACAGGUGGAGAUGCAAGGAUGCCGAGAUAGUGAUGAACCAGGCUGUGAGUCCCUCCAUUGUGACCCAAGCCCGCGAGCCCACCCCAGCCCCUACUCCACUCUCUUCACCUGCUCCUGUGGCACUGACUUCUGCAAUGCCAAUUACAGCCAUCUACCUCCUCCCGGAAUCCCUAGGACUCCUGACUCCCAGGGUCCCCAGGCUGCCCCAGGUGAGUCCAUCUGGAUGGCAGUGGUGCUGCUAGGGCUGUUGUUCCUCCUGCUGCUGCUGCUGGGCAGUAUCAUCUUGGCCCUGCUCCAGCGAAAGGCCUACAGAGUGCAAGGGGGAACAGAGCCAGAGCCAGACUCAGGCAGGGACUGGAGUGAGGAGCUGCCGGAGCUGCCCGAGCUGUGCUUUUCCCAGGUAAUCCGGGAAGGAGGUCACGCAGUUGUGUGGGCUGGACGGCUGCAAGGCAAGCUGGUAGCCAUCAAGGCCUUCCCCCCGAGGGCUGGGGCCCAGUUCCGAGCUGAGAGAGCAUUAUACGAGCUACCAGGCCUACAGCAUGACCAUAUCGUCCGCUUUAUCACCGCCAGCCAGGGGAGCCCUGGCCCCCUGCCCUCUGGGCCCCUACUGGUACUGGAAUUGCACCCCAAGGGCUCCCUGUGCCACUAUUUGACCCAGCACACCAGUGACUGGGGAAGUUCCCUGCGGAUGGCACUGUCCCUGGCCCAGGGCCUGGCAUUUCUACAUGAGGAGCGCUGGCAGGAUGGCCAAUAUAAACCAGGUAUUGCCCAUCGAGAUCUGAGCAGCCAGAAUGUGCUCAUUCGGGAAGAUGGGUCAUGUGCCAUUGGAGACCUGGGCCUUGCCUUGGUACUCCCUGGCCUCAUUCAGCCCCCUGCAUGGGCCCCUACUCAACCCCGAGGCCCAGCUGCCAUCAUGGAGGCGGGCACCCAGAGGUACAUGGCGCCAGAGCUCCUGGACAAGACUCUGGACCUACAGGACUGGGGCACGGCCCUCCGGCGAGCUGAUGUUUACUCUCUGGCUCUGCUCCUGUGGGAAAUCCUGAGCCGCUGCCUAGAUUUGAGGCCUGACAGCAGACCACCACCCUUCCAAUUGGCUUAUGAGGCAGAACUGGGCAGCACCCCUACCACCUGUGAGCUAUGGGCCUUGGCAGUGGAGGAGAGGAGGCGCCCCUACAUCCCAUCUACCUGGUGCUGCUUUGCCACAGACCCCAGCGGGCUGAGGGAGCUCCUUGAGGACUGUUGGGAUGCAGAUCCAGAAGCACGGCUGACAGCUGAGUGUGUACAGCAGCGUCUGGCUGCCCUGGCCUAUCCUCAGGAGCCCCACCCCUUCCCAGAGGGCUAUCCACACAGCUGCCCACCUCUCUGCCCAGAAGACUGUCCUUCAACUCCUACCCCUGCCAUUCUCCCCUGUAGGCCUCAGCUAAGUGCCUCCCACUUCAGUGUUCAGGAAGGCCCUUGUUCCAGGAACCCUCAACCUGCUGGCACCAUUUCUCACGUGUAA
Molecule: messenger RNA, 1716 nt
Organism: Cynocephalus volans (Philippine flying lemur)
Lineage: Eukaryota; Metazoa; Chordata; Mammalia; Dermoptera; Cynocephalidae
Gene: AMHR2
Product: anti-Mullerian hormone receptor type 2
Exons: 11
Coding region: 1-1716 (571 amino acids)
Biological process (GO): BMP signaling pathway; protein phosphorylation; cellular response to growth factor stimulus
Cellular component (GO): signaling receptor complex; plasma membrane
Molecular function (GO): transforming growth factor beta receptor activity; ATP binding
Source: RefSeq, a predicted model, not a curated record